AUGCUGUGUCCGAGAUGGGAAUGGCGUGUCAUUGGUCUGGUGAUGCUGAUGCAGCAGGCUUUGUCUCAAGGCAUACAACAACUUGUAGGUAAUCCUGUCAUUGCCUUCGGUUCUAAUACCACCCUGGAAGUAACUGCGUCGGAAGCAGAUCUAGCAAAGGGACAAUGGUACCUUGCGGCUCCACCGAACCCGGUGGUACUACUGCCUGACAACGACAGAACACUGUACUCCGUCUCCGGUGUGUUCCACCGACUGACCAUCACCAAUGUCUUGGAGUCAGACCAAGGACGAUACUACUACCUGUAUGGACAAGGGAUCCUCCUGCAAGGGGAUGUACAAGUUGCAACCCCAGGUUGCGCUGCAGCCAUCGUCUAUUUUGUCGUUGACGGAUCAGAGAGUGUCAGUUCUGAAAUGUUCCAACUCGUCAAGGACGCGUUAAGAAAUUUUGUUUCCAGCACCAUUUCCAGAAACGGCAAUAUGCAAGUUGGAGUUGUGGUUUUCAACAACAACGUGACUGAUGUUAUCACUGCCUCCAGCAGUAUAAGCGGUCUUCAAUCAUCCAUUAAUUCACUGUCGCAACCCAGCGGUGGAACAAGCACUCAUCUUGGCAUUCGGAGAGGAAUGCUGCUCCUAAAUCAAGACACCUCUGGCAUUCCUCGGGUGAUGGUUGUAAUAACCGAUGGCAUUUCCAAUUUCCCAGAGCAAACUGCAGCUGCUGCUGCUGAAGCGAAGAACUCCGGGAUAACAAUGUUUGCUGUUGGUGUUAAUGGCAUCACCGUCCCAUCAUUUGUACAACGUUUUCAGGCGGAAAUACUGUCUAUUGCCUCCUCGAAUGCUACAGCAUUUCAAAUCACAGAUUUUGAUUCUUUGAACACCUCACUGAACGGCAUAACCCAAGAUAUUUGUCGAGGAGCUGUCAAUGGAUUCUGGUCAAGCUGGGGACCAUGGUCAGGCAUCCAGUGUUCGGGGUCCUGCGGGCAGAACACCAUUGGACGCAUCACCCGGAGAAGAACAUGCACCAAUCCUACACCCUUAUUUGGUGGAAGCCCUUGUGUAGGAAGCAGCGAAGAUUCUACAGGGAGGAGCUGUGGUUUUGAUCCUUGCCCUGUCGAUGGUGGAUUUAGCGCUUGGGAUGUUUGGCAGAUUUCCGCCUGCACCGUCUCCUGUGGAACGUCCGCCACCACGCAGCGAUCCAGAAGUAGACGAUGUGACAGUCCAGCUCCCCAGUUUGGUGGAAGUAAUUGUACAGGGCCAUUCACAGUGACUGAACAGAUCAGCUGCAACCUCACUGCUUGUCCAGACGUACGGAUUUUGGCAAACAAUCCAGAGACUUACAUAGGGGCGACUGUCACUCUGCAAGUGUCACUACCUGGGCAGACCCAGCUUGGUGUUUGGAACAAGCUAUCUGGAACUGCUUUCAGCACCUUGACUCACACGUCGAGGACGGCCAUCUCUAUUGAGGGGACAUCCAUAUUCAAUGGAGGAAUAUCAGAGUGGAGUCAGUGGAGUGUCCCUUCUUGUCCGGUGACAUGUGGACAAGGAGUUCGGACCCUGACCAGAAGCAGGACAUGCACGCGGCCAGCUCCACAGUUCGGUGGAGUAGACUGUCCAGAGACCAAACAGGAGGCGUCCCAAAGAGUCUGUUCUCUAGGAAACUGUCCACGUUGCGCUGCAGCCAUCGUCUAUUUUGUCGUUGACGGAUCAGAGAGUGUCAGUUUUGAAAAAUUCCAACUCGUCAAGGACGCGUUAAGAAAUUUUGUUUCCAGCACCAUUUCCAGAAACGGCAAUAUGCAAGUUGGAGUUGUGGUUUUCAGUAAUAAUGUGACUGAUGUUAUCAAUGCCUCUAGCAGUAUUAAUGGUCUCCAAUCAUCCAUUAAUUCACUGUCGCAACCCAGCGGUGGAACAAGCACUCAUCUGGGCAUUCGGCGAGGUAUGCUGCACCUAAAUCAAGACACCUCUGGCAUUCCUCGGGUGAUGGUUGUAAUAACUGACGGCAUGUCCAAUUUCCCAGAGCAAACUCGAGCUGCUGCUUCUGAAGCGAAGAACUCCGGGAUAACAAUGUUUGCUGUUGGCGUCAGCGGCAUCACCGUCCCAAUAUUUAUACAACGUUUUCAGGCGGAAAUACUGUCUAUUGCCUCCUCGAAUGCUACUGCAUUUCAAAUCACAAACUUUAAUGGUUUGAACAACUCUUUAAACGGCAUAACCGAACGUGUUUGUCAAGGAGCUGUAAAUGGAAUCUGGUCAAGCUGGGGUCUAUGGUCUAGCGUCGAGUGCUCGGAGACUUGUGGCCCUCUCGCUAUGGGGAACAUCACCAGGAGAAGAACAUGCACCAACCCAGCACCCUUGCUUAACGGAAGCCCAUGUUCUGGAAAGAGUGAGGACGAUUUGAGGAGGAACUGUGGUCUUAAUCUUUGCCCAAUUGAUGGCGGCUGGUCAUUGUGGACUGUGUGGUCGGCUCCUCAGUGUAAUGCCACGUGUGGAUCAGGUGCUAUGGGUCGAGUUUCCAGAAGGAGAACAUGUACGAAUCCGAUGCCAGGUAAUGGUGGACGUCCAUGUCAGGGUUUCUCCGUUGAGACUGAAGUGAAGACAUGCGGGCUGCCUCUUUGCCCAGGUGAGGUUCAAGGCGGGUUCAGUCAAUGGACGACUUGGGCAGUUCCCCCCCUGCCCGGCUACGUGUGGAAGGAACGUGUCCCGUACGCUGACCCGGCAACGUUUCUGCAACAACCCCGCCCCUGCAAACGGUGGGCGUGA
Molecule: messenger RNA, 2751 nt
Organism: Haliotis rubra (blacklip abalone)
Lineage: Eukaryota; Metazoa; Mollusca; Gastropoda; Lepetellida; Haliotidae
Product: coadhesin-like
Exons: 11
Coding region: 1-2751 (916 amino acids)
Source: RefSeq, a predicted model, not a curated record